Molecule: messenger RNA, 5024 nt
Organism: Ctenopharyngodon idella (grass carp)
Lineage: Eukaryota; Metazoa; Chordata; Actinopteri; Cypriniformes; Xenocyprididae
Gene: ctbp2a
Product: C-terminal binding protein 2a
Exons: 10
Coding region: 16-3423 (1135 amino acids)
Molecular function (GO): oxidoreductase activity, acting on the CH-OH group of donors, NAD or NADP as acceptor; transcription corepressor activity; NAD binding
Source: RefSeq, a predicted model, not a curated record
GUAUAUCUAUUCCUCAUGUUGAUCUCCAGUAAGCAGUUGCCGAUUGGCCGCUCCCAGAGCUGGGACACGCUGGGUGGGAAUGAGGGUCAUUGGGAGCGCAGUGACAGUGUUUAUGAGCAGCAGGCCCGGAUGGCUGGUCGACGGAACUCACUGAGCUAUGGAGCAGACACAGGAGGGGGAUGGUAUGAGCCACCGCCUGGAGUGCGUCCUCCUGACCUCGAUUUGAAACGGGAGCCAGACUCCUACCAGCAAUCCCUUUACAACCAAGGUUAUUUAGAUCGUCCGGACCCACGUCACAUAAGAAAGAGCUCCGUUCCUGAGUUGAACAGCCAUUACGACCGACCAUCCAUGGCAAACCGUGGUUCCCUGCCACACCAUGACUACUAUCAGCAAGACCCAGGCAUGCCACCUCGGCCAACAGAUGGUUUCUAUCGUGGAGAGCAACCUCAUUCUCUCAAUAGGUCAUCUUCACAUUAUGGAAUAAUGGCAGGUCCUCGGCAACUGUGGGAACAGAGUUCAGGAGGUCGGCCUGGUUCUGCUGCCCCAACACCUGGCAUACCUCCUCCCCCACCUCCAAGUGCUCAUGACAUGGGUCGUAUUUAUAGGGAACCAUCCCUGCCUGGACCCCCACCUGCUACACCUAGCACAAAAAUGAUGCAGGAUGGGCAGCGCGUUCCAAGCCGAGCGCCAUCUCCUGCUCGUUAUAUAAUGGAGCCAAAUUCUCCCCGUUACGGUGCUGAGCCUCCUGCCUCUCUCACUAGCCAUUCAGUCUACAGUGACGUUAACGGAAGGCCGAUUGAUCAGCCAACAGCCACCUGCCUGGUGGUUGAUCCAGUUGCUCAAGGAAUGGAUGGAACUGCCCGAGGUAUGGUCAUGCAUCUGGAAAACCCCUCACCAUACACCAUACAGCAACAGCAAGCCCAACAACAGGCUCAACAGCAAGCGCAGCAGCAAGCGCAGCAACAAAUGCAACAACAAAUGCAACAACAAAUACAGCAGCAGCAAAUGCAGCAGGUUCAGCCAGUGCAGCAAAUGCAGCAAGUUCAGCCAGUACAGCAAAUGCAGCAUGUUCAGCCAGUGCAGCAAAUGCAGCCAGUGCAGCAAGUUCAGCAAGUACCACAGGUUCAGCCAGUGCAGCAAGUUCCACAUGUGCAACCCGUGGCACCUCCAAAUCCCGUCUACACUCCAGUUCCCCCUACAGCCCUUGCCCCAGUAACCACUCCUGCUCCAUUACCACAACUUUCUGCUCAGCCUCUUACUGCUGCUCCUCCUCCCACUGUCCCUCAGACCCCAGUGGCUCCUGUAGACCCUAAAAAAAAUGCAGACCCUGAGUUUCUGGCAUUGCUGCAAAAAGAGGGCCUCUCGGAAAGCACCAUCACUUCUCUACUGCAGCAGGGCUUUGACUCCACUGCAAUGUUGGCUGUUAUGGAGGAAAAUGAUGUGCGUUCAGUGGCCCCAAACUUGGGCCAAGCCAGGGUUCUGUCUCGUGUUGUGCUAGGUUACAAACGACCACCUGAAAUCCUUCCAGCUACCCCCAUGCAUCCUAGUGCUCCAGUCCGUGGCAGAUCCAACAGCUUUAGCCAUCGCAGUGACAUUUAUGUGCACCAGCCACCACCCUUGACUCCAGGCUUGGAGUCCCAGUAUAUGCAGCCACCCUCUACCCCCAUGCAGACUAUAUCUCCAAGGAUGGGUGAGGGCUAUAGUCGGAGACCCAGCAGUGCUCCCUCCCAGCAGCUUCUUGAGUCCAGUGGGUAUCCUGGAGCCAGGUCUGCAGGAGCAUACAGUGGUUCUGUGGUUCCAGUCCAGACUCGCCCAAUGUCAGGGUACAAUCCACAUGCUGGCUUGCCCAUGCCACCCAUGACUGCAAUGUCCCAACACGUAGCCAUUCCAUCACAUCUGCCAGUAAUGCCAUCACAAAUGGCAAUCCAUGCAAUGCCACAGCCUUUGCCAGCACUGCCUGCAGUUCCCCAACAAAUGACUAUGCCUGCUUUGGCACCCCAGCAAGCUCCAAAGGCAUACACAACCAACUAUACUGUACCAAUGGAGUUGAUGAAGAGGGAUCGGAGCUUAGCCACAAUGUCGCCCAUGCCCAGUCCCCAUGUAAGCCCACAAGUAAUGCGCAGGGCUGGAGUGUCCUCAGAUGGAUCCCUAGUACCUGUUGGUAGUGCCGCACCAGGCCAAAAUGUGAAUCUGGCUAAUCAGAAGCUCAGCCGGCGUACUGGACCUCCGGUCAUUGUCUCCACUAUGGCAUCACCGGACACAAGUAUAAGGCCGCAAAUCAUGAACGGUCCGAUGCAUCCUCGGCCGCUGGUCGCUCUGUUGGACGGGAGGGACUGUACUGUAGAGAUGCCCAUCCUGAAGGAUUUGGCCACUGUGGCGUUCUGUGAUGCACAGUCAACGCAGGAAAUCCAUGAGAAGGUGUUGAACGAGGCAGUGGGGGCGAUGAUGUACCACACCAUCACUCUGACUAGAGAAGAUCUGGAGAAAUUUAAAGCCCUCCGAAUCAUAAUCCGCAUCGGUAGUGGAUAUGACAAUAUUGACAUUAAAGCAGCUGGAGAGAUGGGUAUUGCAGUGUGUAAUAUUCCAUCAGCUGCCGUGGAAGAGACGGCAGACUCUACACUUUGCCACAUCCUGAACUUGUACAGGAGGAACACCUGGCUGUACCAGGCCAUGAGAGAGGGCACACGGGUCCAGAGCGUGGAGCAGAUCCGAGAGGUGGCGUCAGGGGCCGCCCGCAUCAGAGGAGAAACACUUGGACUUAUUGGCUUUGGCCGAUCAGGACAGGCAGUGGCUGUUCGAGCAAAAGCGUUUGGCUUCAAUGUGAUCUUUUAUGACCCAUACCUGCAAGACGGUUUAGAGCGAUCGCUGGGCGUCCAGAGAGUUUACACCUUACAGGACCUCCUGUACCAGAGCGACUGUGUGUCUCUCCACUGCAACCUAAACGAACACAAUCACCACCUCAUUAACGAUUUCACCAUCAAACAGAUGCGACAGGGAGCGUUCCUAGUCAACACAGCCCGAGGGGGUCUGGUUGAUGAAAAAGCCCUGGCUCAGGCUCUAAAAGAGGGCAGGAUACGGGGGGCCGCCCUGGACGUUCACGAGUCUGAACCUUUCAGUUUUACUCAGGGUCCUCUGAAGGAUGCGCCCAAUCUGAUCUGCACCCCUCACACAGCAUGGUACAGUGAGCAGGCCUCACUAGAAAUGAGAGAGGCCGCGGCCACUGAGAUCCGCAGGGCCAUCACUGGUCGUAUUCCAGACAGUCUCAGAAACUGCGUCAACAAAGAGUUUUUUGUUACUACGGCACCGUGGGGGGUGAUGGAGCAGCAGGUACAUCCGGAGCUCAACGGUGGAGCUUACAGCAGAGUGGCCCAACCGCUACCAGCCGUUUCUCCUGGCGGCCUGCAAGACAAAAUGUAUACCUAAACAAUGACAGGUUCCCCCCUGGUGCGGUGGGUGUCUCUCCUGGUGGCAUGGGUGGUCAAAUAGAGGGCAUGAUGCCUGGCGGGGUGCCCAGUGCCCACCCCCUGCCGCCGGGCACCCAGCCCAGCCUCGCCCCUUCCCCCACCCAGCUCCUCAAACACAGCGAUCAUAGAGAACACCUCGCCAAGUCAUAACCACGGCGACUACAUACGCGCGUGACCACUGACCAAUAGACAGCAGCGUUCAAUCAUUCAGCAAAUCUAAGAGACUAAGAGACAGUGAACGGGUGAAAAAGCAAUCAGCUGCCGCUAGCUGCACCGGAGACAUGCUUCACAGACGUCUCUCCACUGUCUUGUUUUCAGUUUUAGUGUUUUUCUGUUCAUUUACGUUUUAACCCAGGAAGUUCGGUGGUUUUGUUUCUGUUGUUUUUGUGAGGGGAGGACGUCAUUUACACCUGUUCUACUGCAGGUGGGCGGUGCUUUCUUGUUAGGAGGCGUGGCAUGACAUAAUGGCUACGCCUCUUUCCUCAUGCACCAGUUUGAAACAUUGACAGAUAUCAUGUCAUGCACUUCUCUUCUUCCUCCUCACCUUAUUUGGGCAUGUAACAGAACUCAACGCAGUUAUUCAGUUAUACGUUUCAACAUCGUUUGUAUCUUUACAUCCACAGAAUUAGUGCUUGUCUUUGUUUCAGUGUUAAAAGUGCUUGAUAAUGAAAAAAUAUAUAUACAUUGUAUCUAUUAAGAGAACAGAGAGAUAAAGGCUGUUCUUGAGCAAAAAUAAAGAUGAUAGUGUAAUUAUUAGCUUUUUUUCCACAACAUUUUGAGUAGCUGACCUCUUGUUUACAGAAUUGCACAAAUUUAACAAGCACCAGCUCAGAAACCACCCCUCUUUAAGACCCAAAAGCACACUGUUUAACUGAUAUAUAUAUAUAUAAAUUAGUUUAGAUUAAAAAUGUUUUUUUUCCCCAGGAUUUAUUCAAUUCUGCAUCAGGUUUUUAAAUGUCAGUUUCUAAAAACAGCAAUCUGGAUUUGAGUGAACGUCACCAUGAGGAACAUAAUUUAGAUUUUGUGUUUGCUAUGAGUUCUGUAAAACUCAAAAAAUAGAUGGCAGCUCACACAGAAAAGGGACUGGAGUGAAAAACCGCCCCUGUCUCAGGAAGAACAUUUUUCGGCUACUCCAAAACACACGACAGCCCUGUCUAAAUACUCGCUCCUUCCCAUCAGCCUAUCCGCCUACCCGAGGUAUUUUUAUAGAUCUGACAUCCAGUGCGUUUUUGGUGUUGAAUGUAUGGCAGUUAAAUUAGAUCUGUAUUGUCUAGUUUAAUGUUUUUGUAACCAUACUUUCCUGUGAUCCUCUCCCUGUUCUUUUUUUUGUUUGUUCGUUUUUUUUAUUUUUAUUUUUGGGUUCUUUAUGUGGAAGCGCACUGUUCUGAGCUCAUUAUGUUGUUUGUAUGCAAUAUUCUGAGGUCCUCGGCCAACUCCAGUCAGGUUGGUUCCAGAACUGUAGGUUUGGUUUUUAGUGUGAGUAUUUGUAUUUGUUUAUUGUACCGAGGUGAACAUUUAGCAUACAGUACAGUUCAAAUAAAAAAUACCGUUCUGACUUUC